AUGCCUCACUCCAUCCUAGUGUCACCCAAAGAGAGCUGUGAAGUCUGCAGGCUGUCAUCUCGGAGUGAACUGCUGCUGGCCCUCUCCAGACCUCUGAGACCUCUCUGCCUGACCGCAUGCCUGCCUGAACUGGCUGCCUGCCCAUCACUGUCCCUCCCUCCCCCCUCCACCUCUCUCUCCUCCUGAACAAACCCAUUAGCGUUUGAUUUAAAGGAUCCUCAGCAGGGAGAAGGGGCUUCUUUAAACCUUGUAAAGUGGCCCCCUAAUCCUUCAAGUACUGCCAUAAAUCACCUCAGGAUUACCACCGCUCUGCCACGCAGCCAGCUGCUUCCUGGCCCUGUCAUCGGGCAGGGCACCAGGCGGUGGGGUGGGGUGGGGUGUGGUGUGGUGCCGCCUGUCUCUGUCCCCUGCCCCAGCGUAGGAGCUGUUAGCUAGGGCUGGGAAUUGCCAGGGACCUCACGAUAUGAUAUUAUCACUAUACUUAGGUGCCGAUAUAUGUAUUGCGAUUCUCACGAUUCUAUAUGUAUUGUGAUUCUCAUGAUUCUAUAUGUAUUGUGAUUCUCACGAUUCUAUAUGUAUUGUGAUUCUCAUGAUUCUAUAUGUAUUGUGAUUCUCAUGAUUCUAUAUGUAUUGUGAUUCUCAUGAUUCUAUAUGUAUUGUGAUUCUCAUGAUUCUAUAUGUAUUGUGAUUCUCAUGAUUCUAUAUGUAUUGUGAUUCUCAUGAUUCUAUAUGUAUUGUGAUUCUCACGAUUCUAUAUGUAUUGUGAUUCUCACGAUUCUAUAUGUAUUGUGAUUCUCACGAUUCUAUAUGUAUUGUGAUUCUCACGAUUCUAUAUGUAUUGUGAUUCUCACGAUUCUAUAUGUAUUGUGAUUCUCACGAUUCUAUAUGUAUUGUGAUUCUCACGAUUCUAUAUGUAUUGUGAUUCUCACGAUUCUAUAUGUAUUGUGAUUCUCACGAUUCUAUAUGUAUUGUGAUUCUCACGAUUCUAUAUGUAUUGUGAUUCUCAUGAUUCUAUAUGUAUUGUGAUUCUCAUGAUUCUAUAUGUAUUGUGAUUUGAUACUGUGAUUUUAUUGCGUUUCGAUGUUCCAAACGUAUUGCUACCCAUAUGUCUGCCUGAGAGUUUUGAUCAGUCAUGGAAAUAGAAAUGUUGAAAACAAAUUGGCUCCCUAUUUAAAAGAAGGAGAAUAAUCUAUGAAGGAAUAAUACUGGAGUUUUGGUGCAGCCAACUAGCGCAAAAAUAAUAUUGUGAUAUUGUCAAAACGAUACGAUAUGAUGCAAUAUAUCAUCAAAGAUAAUAUCCCGAUAUGUAACUAUCGAUUCCCCCCCCCACAUCACUACUGUUAGCCUGGACCCAGGUGGGGCAUGGCUCAGCCUAAUUGACCUCCUGCUCCAGGGGUGUGUGAGGCGUGAGACAGCAGGAUAGCGUCAGUCCAGAUUGGGCACUAGCUUCCUGGUAAUUUAUCCUAAGUCACUGUGUGACACGACUUUGCCCUGGGGAGAGAUAUUCUGCCAGACAACACCUAUGUCUAGAUCACAAGUAACAUAGCCUUCAGCAUGAGGAGUGUAGCCUGUAUCACAAUACGGGUACUAAAUUGUGGUGUUUCUUUCAAACAGAGCAUGACCUAUUGGACCUGUCCAUUACAGAGGUCUGUCUUUGUCAGGUGGCACAUCUCACCAGGAGCUCUGCGUUAUGCAUCUCACUCACACUAAUUCUCUCUCACAUGGAGAACCAUUUCACUGUGUCUUAGAGAUAGCGUGAAGCUUUCCUUAACACCAUGAAACACACCAGUGUGGCUUUGUUUUUAUAACUGAGGAAUUAUAAGAUUGUGAAGCCAUUACCUUUUUAUGAUAGGAUUUGGAGAUGCUCUAAUCUUUACUACAGUUAACAUCACACAACUUCAGAAAUUAUCUUAUUUUUUACCUCACUGCUUUUUUACCUCAUAGCUCAUCUGAUUUAAUUCCAUUGUAUAACAAUUUUAGUUAAUUUUCACAGUUAAUUUAUUAUGUGUGUGCCUCUAGCCACUAGGCUGUAAUGCUAUUUUCUUCCCUAGAUCUAGCUCGCACAGACCAAGACCAUGUGACCUAGAAUUGAGGUCACCUUGUUUGGAGGCAGGUUUAGCAUCUUACUCCUCUGCUCCAUAUGUCUGUGCUGCCUCUGCUACUGUUUAAUUCAUGGUGUCCCCUUUAUCUUCCUGGAACAUUAUAGGGAAGUAUUCUCUUCAGACUCCAACACAAUUCUGUGCUCGUUCCUGCAAUAUUGCAUCAUUGAUUUUCCUGGUCCUUCACCUAUGUGUUGGUUAGCAUCAUUGUGAGCCAUGAGCUGGGCUAUUCAAGGCUGGUCUCCCAUCCAGACGGUGCAGUCUCAGACGACUGGCGGACGCCCCGUCAGCAUCCCAGUCACUUAGGUUCAGUUAGGGGCCUAAAGAACCCGUUACUAAGCUGUCUGUCAACGCAGUAAUCCCAAUGACCUAAUGGCAUAGCUCAGCUGUGAAAUGAAGGUCCCCAUGAUUUACUGGCUAUGUCAUCAGUCUCAGUCUGAGGGGUGAUUCAGGCAUUUUAAUGGCCAUAUAAGACUACAUAAGUGUUUGUCUCAAACAAAAUCGCAUCCCCUCUAAAUAUCUAUUUUGCUGACCGUAUUGAAGUAUUGGACGUGGAAUAGGUUAUUACAAAGCAAUGAAUGACUUCACACUUACCUGCCAGUCACCAUGAGCUGGUUUCUGAUUGGUUUACCCUCUCAUCAACCCGCCCUCCUCCCCUCUGCUCUCCAGAUGAUUGGUUUAACAUUAACCCGCCCUCCUCCCGUCUGCUCUCCUCUCCUCUGCAGAUGAGCGUGAAGCAGUGCAGAAGAAGACCUUCAAUAAGUGGGUGAACUCUCACCUGGGCCGUGUGACGUGCCGCAUCGGGGACCUGUACACUGACCUGAGAGAUGGACGCAUGCUCAUCCGCCUGCUGGAGGUGCUGUCAGGAGAACAGCUGGUCAGUAACUCACAAUCCUCCUAACCCUGACCCUAACCUUAACCCUGACCAAUCACUCAUGGCUCUUGUCUCUCUUUGAUUUCUCUCUCUCUGUGCUCCUCUCUCUGUGCUCCAUUCUUCCUCUCCCUUUCUGUUUUCCAUGUCUCUUUCCAUCACUCUCUCACACCAACCUGACUCUUCCCCCUUCUCUCUCUCUUGUCUCUCUCCAGCCGAAGCCCACUAAGGGGCGUAUGCGUAUCCACUGCCUGGAGAAUGUGGACAAGGCCCUGCAGUUCCUCAAGGAGCAGAAGGUCCACCUGGAGAACAUGGGCUCCCACGACAUCGUGGACGGGAACCACCGCCUUACCCUGGGUCUCAUCUGGACCAUCAUCCUCCGCUUCCAGGUACCAUGUGACUCCUUGUAAUGUUCUGUACAAUGCCUUUCUAUAUGCCUUCCUAGAGAGUAGAGGGCACACGUGAAUAUUACACAUCCCAGCCCAGUCGUGUCCCGUUCGUCACCCUCACCUGGGUCAACCCCACCCUGCAUAGUUCAAAACUAAUGGGAAUGGAAGCAAUUACUACUGUUCUGUGGUUUUCUGGGGCCAUUGUGGUUUCAGAGAAUGUUAAUAUUCUGAUGAGAUUUGAGUGUUCAAUUUUUCCCUCAUCUUCUUUUCAUGACGAGAGAGAGAGAGAGAGAGAGAGAGAGAGAGAGAGAGAGAGAGAGAGAGAGAGAGAGAGAGAGAGAGAGAGAGAGAGAGAGAGAGAGAGAGAGAGAGAGAGAGAGAGAGAGAGAGGACUAAGUAGGCAGCGUGUCUGACUGAGAGGGUACUCUGCUCUACUGACAGAUCCAGGACAUCAGUGUGGAGACUGAGGAUAACAAGGAGAAGAAGUCAGCUAAAGAGGCUCUGCUGCUCUGGUGUCAGAUGAAGACCGCUGGGUGAGAAGGGGGAGAGGGAGAUAUUCUAGGAUGUGUCCAGUAAUGUGAAUGUAUGAUAAAGAUAUGUGAAAUGAAAGGAGUUAUUUUAUUUAAAGAAUUUCCAGUGUUUGUCAACACCAAAAGAGCCUGGGUACUGAGUUGAUGAUUAAUGAGCUGUCACCUUGUCUCUGCAGGUACCCCAACGUCAACGUUCACAACUUUACCACCAGCUGGAGAGAUGGCCUGGCGUUCAACGCCAUCGUGCACAAACACAGGUCAAUGACCUUCCCCCUUUGUCCAUGUUGCAAUGUCACACUAUAAAAUGCGGUUGUCACUCAUGUUAACUGUAGGCCCUGGCAUUGCUCGCUGACCGUGUCAAGUGAUAUAUUAAUUCUGUCCGUGACUUGAUGUUUAGUACCUUGGCCUGUUGGCCUUGCAGUGUCGUUGAGGAAUACGCCUGUUGACACCCAGCCUCCCUGGGGGGGGGUGGGGGGGGGGUCUGUAUCCCCAUUCUCUAUCUGGGUUUGUUCUCUCUCUCUCCAAACCCUCUGCACUUUGGCUAAAUGGAUGAAAAUAAAAUGGGAGUUAGUUGACCUAGAUAAUUAAUAAAACCAACUCGUUUUGCAUGCAAGGCCAUGCCUGGUGACUCACCGCCACCCUCUGCUGGUGACUCAUACUGCAUUAAGGUGGGAGUUAGGCUCCUAGAGAGUCUGAUUUUAACAUGACAACAACUCUGUAACAAAUGGAAGCCCAUGGAUGACGCCCAUCAGUCAAAUACUGGCACAUGAAUGUAUGCCUGCAGCUAUUGUAUAUUGCUCACUUGAGACUCAAAGUACGAGUAGUUUGAAAUGUGGACUGAAUGAGCUACAAAGCAAUCAUGUAUUUUCUGUCACUGCCAUUUUCCUUAUCUGAUUAGAAUGGGGUCGCUCUGAAUAAGUGGAAUAAUGUUGAAGUUGACUUUGCCUACACUUAUCUUAGAACAUACAAAAUCAUGGUGACGUGUUGAUGAACUCAACUUGUACUGGUUAAGAUGCUGUCAUUACCCCUUAUACAUGAGAUUCCUUUCGUUAAAAGCAACACCUGUUUUCCCCUACAGACCGGAUGUGAUUGAGUUUGACACCCUGAAGCGGUCCAACGCCCACUAUAACCUCCAGAAUGCCUUCAACACAGCAGAGAAUAAGCUAGGCCUCACCAAACUCCUGGACCCUGAAGGUGAGUCAGGGAGGUCAGAGCUCAGACUGGACACGGAUUGGGCUGUGUGUGGCCUCUGCCCUUCCCCUCUGGACAGUUGCCACCAACACAGUGCUCCUGUCCUGUACGGGGCUAGGUGGACGGGCUGGAUAGGGUGUGGGAGGAGGAAGGGAUGGAGGAUUACUGGAAUGAAUUACAACUUAAGUAAGAAUAGGGGCUAUUUGGCUAGGCUGGCUUAAUGUUGCCCUCUGACAUCACAGAGGAAGUCCAUACAUGGUGAGGGGUUGGCAACGCUCUGGGGCAAUCAAUCAGGGCAGAUUUAGAGACGAGCACCACGUGUGUUUAAGUUGAAUUGACUGGGUUGAGAUGGGAGACUGUUUGUGUGGGAGUGUGUGUCAGUGUGUGUUCGACUGUGUGGAAGUUUGUGUGUCUGACUGUGUGUGUGUGCGUGUUUGUGUCAAUGUGUGUCUGACUGUGUGUGUGUGUGUCUCAGUAUGUGUGUGAUUGUGUGCAUGCAGAAGUGUGUGGAGAGGAGGUGAGGAGCACAGUGAGAGGAUCAAGUGUAAAUGAACUUGAAUGCUGAAGUAGUGCCUGUCUCUCUUUCCAGAUGUUAACGUUGACCAGCCAGAUGAGAAGUCCAUCAUCACCUACGUGGCCACCUACUACCACUACUUCUCCAAGAUGAAGGCCCUGGCUGUGGAGGGCAAGAGGGUUGGCAAGGUGGGGUACAAUGGCUAACAAUUUAUGGGUCUGUGCGUGCGUGUCUUCCUGUCACUGUCUUUGGAGCCCAUCUAACCCCUCUCUCUCUCUCCCUCCCAGGUGCUGGACUAUGCUAUUGAGGCUGACCAGCUAGUAGGGAACUAUGAGAGCCUGGCGUCAGAGCUGCUGCAGUGGAUCGAGCAGACCAUCCUCACCCUGAACGACCGGCAGCUGGCCAACUCCCUAAACGGCGUGCAGAACCAGCUGCAGGCCUUCAACACCUACCGCACAGUGGAGAAACCCCCAAAGUAAGACUGGGAAAUGUAGAAUUUAAGAACAGGAGUGAUGUUCUAGAUUGGAACAUAGAACUCAAGUUGACAGAUACACAUGUUCCAGCAGGUUGGAAUCAUAACUGCACAUAUUCCAUGGUAAGUGUCUGACCUGGCUGUGUUGGUGUUCCUCAGGUUCACAGAGAAAGGCAACCUGGAGGUGCUGCUGUUCACCAUCCAGAGCAAGAUGAGAGCCAACAACCAGAAGGUGUACAUUCCCAGGGAGGGAAAGCUCAUCUCUGACAUCAACAAGGUAUCAAUGUCGCUCAGCUGUACACCCACAGGGCUCCAGUUACUCGCUGUUUAAAUGCAAUACUUAUCCUGAAUAGAGCUUCAGUAAACAACAGUUAACCCUGCAGGUGUCUAGGAUCGUGAAUAACACCCCUGUUUAAGGGACCUCUCUGACUAGGUGUGUUGUGAUUGGCUCUGCAGGCGUGGGAGCGUCUGGAGAAGGCGGAGCACGAGCGGGAGCUGGCGCUGAGGAACGAGCUGAUUCGCCAGGAGAAGCUGGAGAUGCUCGCCGCUCGCUUCGACCGCAAGGCCGCCAUGAGGGAGACCUGGCUGAGCGAGAACCAGCGGCUCGUCUCUCAGGUAACACACACACUCUCACACCCCUGGCCUUGACCUGGUCAUAUAUUCAAAAUCAGGAGGAUGGCAGUUAUAUUGUCUGUCUCCCAGGUGUCCACAGACCAGAGAUAACAGUAAUCAUAAGUGAUGGUUGUGAUGACAUUAUUUUGAGUGGACAGGUUUACUGCAGACCAGCCAGUCUAAUGAUCUCAGUAAUGCAGAGGGGAGUGAUUAUCUAAAUGACUACAGACACACUGUAGCCAGCUGAUCUCCAUUGAAUGGUGUUUACAACCAUGAUUUGUUAUCACUGUCAUUUCUAGAAGUGAGAGUGGAUUUAGCAAUUUAAUAGACUACCCUUGUAUGCAUUUGAACACAUUGACCCUUUCUAUCACAGAUAAGUUAAUUACCAACUUCUCCCACUUCUGACCUCACUCUGUCCUCUUGUCCCUCAGGACAACUUUGGAGUGGAACUGGGAGCGGUGGAGGCCGCCACCCGUAAACACGAGGCCAUCGAGACGGACAUUGGGGCGUACGGGGAGCGUGUGGCGGCCGUAGAGUCGGUGGCCAGGGAGUUGGAGGCGGAGAACUACCAUGACGUGCGACGUGUGCUGGCGAGGAGGGACAACGUGCUGCGGCUGUGGGAGUAUCUGAAGGAGCUGUUAGCUGCUCGCAGGGAGAGACUCCACGCACACCGAGACCUGCAGAGACUGCUGGAGGAGAUGAGAUACAUCAUGGACUGGAUGGGAGACAUGAAGGUACUGGAACAUAUCAACAUGCCAACUCUGCACAUACAAUAUAUUCUCCCAGUGUAGAAUAUGUACUGUUGGUCAUGGUCAACCUUCUGUAAUCCUGUCAAUUUCACACUAUCAACCCUGCAUGCUAGUACUCCUUUCAAAAUGGUUACAACUCCUGGGCGUAAUGGGUUUACAGAGGUUGACUGAGGACUGAGGUAGUCCUGACUGUGAGAAUGGCAGAAUGAAGUCUGCCUGAGUGUAUUCUUAGCUCUUGGCCUCAGCUGAUUCCCUUUCCCCUGCCUACCUUAAAGGGCAACUCCACCACUUUUCAACCUCGUAUUCAUUGUCUCCAGCACCAUACCAGUGUCUAUAUACAGUGGGGGAAAAAAGUAUUUAGUCAGCCACCAAUUGUGCAAGAUCUCCCACUUAAAAAGAUGAGAGAGGCCUGUAAUUUUCAUCAUAGGUACACGUCAACUAUGACAGACAAAUUGAGAAAAAAUAAUCCAGAAAGUCACAUUGUAGGAUUUUUUAUGAAUUUAUUUGCAAAUUAUGGUGGAAAAUAAGUAUUUGGUCACCUACAAACAAGCAAGAUUUCUGGCUCUCACAGACCUGUAACUUCUUCUUUAAGAGGCUCCUCUGUCCUCCACUUGUUACCUGUAUUAAUGGCACCUGUUUGAACUUGUUAUCAGUAUAAAAGACACCUGUCCACAACCUCAAACAGUCACACUCCAAACUCCACUAUGGCCAAGACAAAAGAGCUGUCAAAGGACACCAGAAACAAAAUUGUAGACCUGCACCAGGCUGGGAAGACUGAAUCUGCAAUAGGUAAGCAGCUUGGUUUGAAGAAAUCAACUGUGGGAGCAAUUAUUAGGAAAUGGAAGACAUACAAGACCACUGAUAAUCUCCCUCGAUCUGGGGCUCCACGCAAGAUCUCACCCCGUGGGGUCAAAAUGAUCACAAGAACGGUGAGCAAAAAUCCCAGAACCACAUGGGGGGACCUAGUGAAUGACCUGCAGAGAGCUGGGACCAAAGUAACAAAGCCUACCAUCAGUAACACACUACGCCGCCAGGGACUCAAAUCCUGCAGUGCCAGACGUGUCCCCCUGCUUAAGCCAGUACAUGUCCAGGCCCGUCUGAAGUUUGCUAGAGUGCAUUUGGAUGAUCCAGAAGAGGAUUGGGAGAAUGUCAUAUGGUCAGAUGAAACCAAAAUAGAACUUUUUGGUAAAAACUCAACUCGUCGUGUUUGGAGGACAAAGAAUGCUGAGUUGCAUCCAAAGAACACCAUACCUACUGUGAAGCAUGGGGGUGGAAACAUCAUGCUUUGGGGCUGUUUUUCUGCAAAGGGACCAGGACGACUGAUCCGUGUAAAGGAAAUAAUAAAUGGGGCCAUGUAUCGUGAGAUUUUGAGUGAAAACCUCCUUCCAUCAGCAAGGGCAUUGAAGAUGAAACGUGGCUGGGUCUUUCAGCAUGACAAUGAUCCCAAGCACACCGCCCGGGCAACGAAGGAGUGGCUUCGUAAGAAGCAUUUCAAGGUCCUGGAGUGGCCUAGCCAGUCUCCAGAUCUCAACCCCAUAGAAAAUCUUUGGAGGGAGUUGAAAGUCCGUGUUGCCCAGCGACAGCCCCAAAACAUCACUGCUCUAGAGGAGAUCUGCAUGGAGGAAUGGGCCAAAAUACCAGCAACAGUGUGUGAAAACCUUGUGAAGACUUACAGAAAACGUUUGACCUGUGUCAUUGCCAACAAAGGGUAUAUAACAAAGUAUUGAGAAACUUUUGUUAUUGACCAAAUACUUAUUUUCCACCAUCAUUUGCAAAUAAAUUCAUAAAAAAUCCUACAAUGUGAUUUUCUGGAAAAAGAAUUCUCAUUUUGUCUGUCAUAGUUGACGUGUACCUAUGAUGAAAAUUACAAGCCUCUCUCAUCUUUUUAAGUGGGAGAACUUGCACAAUUGGUGGCUGACUAAAUACUUUUUUUCCCCACUGUAUGUGAAAAUUAGGGAUGUAACGAUUCACUGAUACGCAUUGGUCGCCGAUUGAAAUGUUUAAGAUACAAGUGCAUCGGACCUCAAACCGAUCCAAAUGUAGCAUGCAUCGGUCAGAAAAUCUAUUGAAACGUUACGAAUUGCCAGUUCACUAAAAUGUUUUGCUCAUACUACAUUAUUUCUACCGUCCGAAAAUACCUCAAACUGAUGUGUCCUCUUUCAAGGUGGAACUGCAUGUAACUGUGUUGACAGUCAUUGAUCUGCAAGUCAUUUUGCAUGCCGAACAACCCCAGGCCUAGUCAAACUGUGCACUAUGCCCAGCUUCGCGCGUUGACCAACGCGAGGUAUGCGGCCUGUUCCUGAUCUUGCACAUUGCGCAGCACCUUCAGCAAUGUCUUGUGUGAUAUUAGGCUUUCUUAGUUGAGUGACAACCUAUGUAAUUUGCUAGGUUAUUGUUAUCUAUGCGCUGUUGAAAAUGGUGUUUUUACCGGAAUAAAAGUAAGCAAUCGGAGACACAACUCUCAUCUGGCUAUACCUGCUUACAACAGAUUUUAUUUAGAUUGUUCAGGUUCACCAUCAGCAAUAGUUUUGGUAGUUUUGCUUUAAAUAAUCAGUGUACAGUCGUGGUCAAAAGUUUUUAGAAUGACACAAAUAUUAAUUUUCACUAAGUCUGCUGCCUCAGUUUUUUAUGAUGGCAAUUUGCAUAUACUCCAGAAUGUUAUGAAGAUUGAUCAGAUGAAUUGCAAUUAAUUGCAAAGUCCCUCUUUGCCAUGAAAAUGAACUUAAUCCCCCCAAAAAACAUUUCCACUACAUUUCAGCCCUGCCACAAAAGGACCAGCUGACAUCAUGUCAGUGAUUCUCUCGUUAACACAGGUGAGAGUGUUGACGAGGACAAGGCUGGAGAUCAGUCUGUCAUGCUGAUUGAGUUAGAAUAACACACUGGAAGCUUUAAAAGGAGGGUGGUGCUUGAAAUCAUUGUUCUUUCUCUGUUAACCAUGGUUACCUGAAAGGAAACACGUGCCGUCAUCAUUGCUUUGCACAAAAAGGGCUUCACAGGCAAGGAUAUUGCUGCUAGUAAGAUUGCACCUAAAUCAACCAUUUAUCGGAUCAUCAAGAACUUCAAGGAGAGAGGUUCAGUUGUUGUGAAGAGGGAUUCAGGGUGCCCAAGAAAGUCCAGCAAGCGCCAGGACCAUCUCCUAAAGUUGAUUCAGCUGCGGGAUUGGGGCACCACCAGUGCAGAGCUUGCUCAGGAAUGGCAGCAGGCAGGUGUGAGUGCAUCUGCACGCACAGUGAGGCAAAGACUUUUGGAGGAUGGCCUGGUGUCAAGAAGGGCAGCGAGGAAGCCACUUCUCUCCAGGAAAAACAUCAGGGACAGACUGAUAUUCUGCAAAAGGUACAGGGAUUGGACUGCUGAGGACUGGGGCAAAGUCAUUUUCUCUGAUGAAUCCCCUUUCCGAUUGUUUGGGGAAUCCGGAAAAAAGCUUGUCCGGAGAAGACAAGGUGAGCGCUACCAUCAGUCCUGUGUCAUGCCAACAGUAAAGCAUCCUGAGACCAUUCAUGUGUGGGGUUGCUUCUCACCCAAGGGAGUGGGCUCACUCACAUUUUUGCCUACGAACACAGCCAUGAAUAAAGAAUGGUACCAACACAUCCUCCGACAGCAACUUCUUCCAACCAUCCAAGAACAGUUUGGUGACAAACAAUGAAUGAAUGCUUGUAAUUAUACUUCAGUAUACCAUAGUAACAUCUGACAAAAAUAUCUAAAAACACUGAAGCAGCAAACUUUGUGAAGACCAAUACUUGUGUCAUUCUCAAAACCUUUGACCAUGACUGUAUAUAGUAAUUUUUAGAUAUACAGGGUAAAGUUGAUAAAUUCAUAACGAGGACAGCAAUCACUUUUGCGAGGCGCACUGCAUGGCCGAAGCGAGAGUAGAAGAGAUGAUCACUCUGUAAAAACCUCCAACCGGUCAAAACCAUUCCAUUUUGAGAUGGGGGUGAAAUCCAAAGUUCUGCUAUACACUCAGUGGCCAGUUUAUUAGGUACACUCCUCUAGUACCAGGUCGGACCCCCCUUUGCCUCCAGGACAGCCUGAAUUCUUCGGGGCAUGGAAAUGUUGCUCAAUUGGUAUCAAGGGACCUAACGUGUGCCAGGAAAACAUUCCCCACACCAUUACACCACCGCCACCAGCCUGUACCGUUGACACCAGGCAAGAUGGGGCCAUGGACUCAUGCUGCUUACACCAAAUCCUGACUCUGCCAUCAGGAUGACUCAACUGGAACCAGAUUCGUCAGAUCAGGCGACGUUUUUCCACUCCUCAAUUGUCCAGUGUUUGUGAUCACGUGCCCACUGGAGCCGCUUCUUCUUGUUUUUAGCUGAUAGGAGUGGAACCCAGUGUGGUCGUCUGCUGCAAAAGCCCAUCCGUGACAAGGACCGACGAGUUGUGCACACCACUGUAGUACUGUGCUGUUAUUUGCCUGUUUGUGGCCCGCCUGUUAGCUUGCAUGAUUCUUGCCAUUCUCCUUCGACCUCUCAUCAACGAGCUGUUUUUGCCCACAGGACUGCCGCUGACUGGAUGUUUUUUGUUUGUCGCACCAUUCUCGGUAAACCCUAGACAUUGUUGUGCGUGAAAAGCCCAGGAGGCCAGACGUUUCUGAGAUACUGGAACCGACGCACCUGGCACCGACGAUCAUACCACGCUCAAAAUUGCUUAGGUCAUUCGUUUUGCCCAUUCUGACAUUCAAUCGAACAGUAACUGAAUGCCUCGAUGCCUGUCUUCCUGCUUUAUAUAGCAAGCCACGACCACGUGACUCACUGUCUGUAGGAGCAACCAUUUUUGUGAACGGGAUGGUGUACCUAAUAAACUGGCGUAGCUAAUUUGUAAACAAUAAAUAUUGAAACAUUACUAGCACAAACACUUAAUCUGCUAAAAUAUCAAGUUCAUUAGUGGGUGAUGGUGAUUUCAGAACCAAAGUGGGGGGACAAAAAAACAUAGGCUACAUUGUCCCUCCUAUAUCUGAUAGUGGUAGUGGGGUGGUAGAUGCCUAGUCUCCCUUAUGGUUCAGCUCAGGUGCCUACAUAGUACAUACACCAUAGACAUACAUCAUUUACACGCGCACACACACACACACACACACACACACACACACACACACACACACACACUCUCAUUAGUCAUCUUAGACAGAUUCAGCUCAGAGAGGCCAAGCUCAUCAGCAGCAGUUCCAUCAGCAGCAGAUUUAAAUUUAGAAUAGAAAAUGUGUGUUUAUGCAACAAAUGUUAGUGAAUCGCAUCGAAUCAAAUUGCAUCGAUUCAUCCUGUAAUCAAACCAAAUCGCACCGAAUCAUUUCAAACUAAAACGUAUCGUUCCUGUAUCGUAUCGGAGCACAUGUAUCUAGAUACGUAUCGAAUCAUCUUGAAAGGGAAAGAUGCACAUCCCUAGUGAAAAUGGCGUGUUUCUAUGACCUGUGGUUAAAAAGAUCAGAAGAAAGGUCCUAAAAAAAAUUUUCUCUGUGACAUCACAGGGUAGGAUUAAAAAUAAGAAAACCAGUGAUUUUCUAAACCUGCAACGAGUUUCUAGCCAGGAUGAGGGUAUUUUCUUGCUCCCCACGUCACUGGGAAUCUCAUAGUGUUUGAAAAUCACUGUUUUUAAAAUGUUUUAAUCCCUUACACUCGUGGAAAUUGGCCUGUAUGGAUAGGGCCAAAUGGAUAUGUUUCUAACAGAAAAACUACAAAAAUCAUAUGCAUGACCAUGGUAGCAAUUGAAAGAGAACACUUUGUAGAUUUAUGGGGAUAUUAUCAGAACAAAGGUGAGGACAACCGUUCCCCUGACACAAGACUGAAUCCAAACAUUACACUCUUGAUUUUAUGUGCUUUUCAUUUGUCAAUAACGAAAUCUGAAAAUACUCUGGAUACAUUCAGUAACAUAAUAAGAAUAUUCAUUGAAAUUUGGAGUAGGUGCAAGAUAAUAAAAUAAAAUAAAUGAUUACAAAGGUUUGCUUUAGAGGUCUAACUGGUGUCUCCAAGUGGCCACACACCUCUCCAAACUGUGCACAGUUCCUAAGUCAUUUCAAUGCACUUUUAUGACUCAAGGAAAGAGCCUUCAAAUAUAAGGUGCAUUUUGAGGUCUCCUAGCUUUGCCAUUGAGGAACUGAAGCAAGCACACUUUUGUUUGCAACACAGUCCUCACACGCAAUCCAAAAACGUUCCAUUAUAAAUCGCAAUCUGGGUCAGGUGUGCAUCAUUUGAAAGCUUAUUCUAGUGCAAACAUGGCUAGCUAAGUUAUACAAAUCUUAGUAUUAGGCUUUCAAAAGGCACUUCAGACAAACCAAUCGUAAUUUUGGUGUGCAUAGAAUGGAGUCCAAGUGCGUGUUCCGUUGCUAAUUUUCUUCACAAUACGACAAACAGGCUCAUUCUGUUCAGGACAACCCAGGGUAUAACUCAUGUCAGCCUUCUAACUGUGGAUCUAACAUAGCGAUCAUAAACGUUGAUACUGUACAUUUAAAUGUACGUUUUCAAAUAUGGAAAUGUGAACAUUUGAACUCAUGGGUGUGUGGUUUGCUUGUACGACAUCAAAGCGGUAUUCAUUAUAAUCCUCAAUGUUUCAUCUUUCAGAACACAUCGACUCCUCUCGAUUCACAGCAUUUCCCUCACCCAGACAAAAACAAAUGUGCAAAAGUACCCAAUUAGCGAGAGUGAUGGGGGCAACAUCCUGUCGCACGCGGUGCUCAAGUUUAUAAUGACUGUCAGUCCAAACCCAUACAGCGCUGUGACGCAGAGACCUUGAGCUCUGACCUCAUGUAUAGCAUGUUACUUUAAAGCCACUGCGGUCCAAUUUAAGCACUUAUCAAUGACAAAAUCUGCCAUUUCCAACCCGUAUACGGGAUGACUGGGUCUGUGAGUGGAAAGGGUUAACUUUUGAUGAUGUCGUCGGGUAGAACUUUUUUACUUUAUAUUUCUUUCAAAAAAAUGUAGAAAUGUGGCGUUGUUCACAUAUGUAGACACUGGUAUUGUGUGGGAAAUAAUGAAUAUGAAGUUGAAAAGUGGUGGAAUUGCCCUUUAACAGAUUGAUGUUAUUGUGAUUCAGAGAGAGCCUUGCCUCAUCAAUACCUAAUGAGCACUCUGUUUUCUCAAGAUAGUCUCGCUUAUCUGGCCCCUCAUUUACGAUAUUGACAGCUUUGCUUAAUCUGUAACUCAUUGACUGCUGGAACCAUAAUGUCUUACUAAUUCUCCCUCCCAUACCAUCUCAUUAGGAGCAUGUCUUCACUACGUAGAGAAUUUUGUAUUUUAUUAGGAUCCACAUUAGCUGUUGCUAAUGCAGUAGCUACUCUUCCUUUGGUCCACACAAAACAUACUUAGUACAGAACAUUGAUAGACAAGAACAGCUCAAGGACAGAGCUGCAUACAUGUAUAUGAUAAUAUAAAUAAAAAAGGUCCUGUACAAAAACACUGAGAAGACAGAGAGACCCAUACUAUAGGCCUACAGAGUCCAGACAUGUUUCUAACAUGUCUUCCUGCAAUGUGCUCUCCCAGGGUCGUCUGCAGUCCCAGGACAGUGGGAAGCACCUGCAUGAUGUGGAGGACCUGCUGCAGACUCACAACCUGGUGGAGGCAGACAUCUCAGCCCAGGCAGAGAGGGUCCGCGGGGUACAGAGAGCUGCUCAGCGCUUCACCUCCGACCAACAGGGUGAGACUACAGACAUGCACACACAUUUUAUACACACAUUGCUACUGUUUGAGUAACUAUGAAAGGGAUAACAUUAGACUACUAUGCACUAUGCAACAUUUGUUUGGAUUCCCCCCACUGCUAACUAAAUAACGAUUUAUUUUUCUCCAUGUCUCUCUCUCUCAGUCUACAAGCCGUGUGAGCCGGCGCUGGUGGGAGAGAAGGUGUCUCUGCUGGGCCGGGCCUAUGAGGAGCUGGGCCAGCUAGCCGGGGAGCGUAGGGAGCGCCUGGAGGACUCACGGCGCCUCUGGCAGUUCCUGUGGGAGAUGGGAGAGGAGGCGGCCUGGAUCAGAGAGCAGGAGCAGAUCCUGUCUGGAGGAGACUGUGGCCGCGACCUCACCUCCGCCCUGCACCUCCUCAGUAAGCACGAGGCCUUCAGGGACGAGAUGGCAGCCCGCUACGGCCCUCUGGGCCACAGCAUCGCCGGCGGACAGACCCUGGUGGAGGAGGGACACUUUGGAGCCGCCGAGUGCACUGAGAGGAUCAGGGACGUCCGUGCUCAGUGGGCACACCUGGAGGAGGUCAGUGGGCAGGGGAAAGGAAAAGGAGAUGGACAAGUCUGGAGAGUAGUCAGCCCUCUAGCAAAAUGAAUAUAUAGACUUGAUGUAUUUCCUCUGUUUCUAUUCUGAUUCCUUCUCUCUCCCUCCGUCCCCAGACAUCCCAGCUGAGGGAAGAGCAGCUGAAGGAGGCGGUGGCCCUGCACCAGUUCCAGACUGACGCCAACGACAUGGAGGCCUGGAUCCUGGAGACGCUGCGCCAGGUGUCCAGCCAGGAGGUGGGCCACGAUGAGUUCUCCACCCAGACCCUAGCCCGCAAGCAGAGGGAGGUGGAGGAGGAGAUCCAGAGCCACCGCACCCUCAUCGACUCCCUGCAUGAGCAGGCCCUCGGCCUGCCCCCAGUCCAUGUAAACUCCCCUCAGGUCAGUUACCCCUGGAACAGUAUACCAAACCAACUCACACUUUCUACACUACUGCACACUCUCCCGGUUCUCCCUGCUAUUCUCUGUCAGGAGAUCUUUAGCGACUGUGUAUGACUGUCAGCGGAGCGUUUGGCUGAUGGUGCUAUGUCUGGUCAGAGGAGCGUUCUUGAUGGGCUAUGACCUGGUAUAGGGGUUCUGCUAUUGACUCUGGUCAGAGAGCGUUUCUGGUGACAGUUGCAUGAUCUGGUCAGGAGCGAGCUGACUGGUGCUUGACUGGUCAGGAGCGUCCUGGUGGUUGCUUUGACUCUGGUAUGACUCUGGCCGAUGGUGCUAGUAGAGGAGUUUGUCUGAUGUUGAUGACUAUGGCAGAGGAGUGUUUGGCUGUAUGGUUGAUUGACUGGUCAGAGGAGCAUCUUCUAGCUGACUGGUUGUUGCUGUCUGUCUGUGUAGGUGGAGGGUCGUCUGCCUGCUAUUGAGCAACGCUAUGAGGAGCUGGAGUCUCUGUCUGCAUCGCGGCGUCAGGCCCUGGAGGGGGCGCUGGCCCUCUACCGCAUGUACAGCGAGGCGGGCGCCUGCCAGCUAUGGGUGGGGGAGAAGGAACAGUGGCUGGACGGCAUACAGAUCCCCACCAAACUGGAAGACCUGGAGGUGGUGCAGCAGAGGUGAGCUGGGGAAGGGAGAAAUAAGGGAGGAGUGUUAGAAUGGUGGGAUAGGAAGAAAGAGAUGAUCUGUUAGUUAAAUGGCCUUUUCUUGAUUGAUAUCGAUCUGUAUACUCUGAUCAUUGUGCUUCGGUAAGUGGAGCGGAUAUCAAACUGAAUCUCUCUCCUCCUUUUAACAUCAAAACAACGUUUGGGUAUGAUAACGCUUCCUAUGAUUAUAUUUCAUUGUAGAGACAAAGCAAUGGAAAUAUGAGUGGGAAUAUGAGACUGUCUGAUGUAUCUAUGUGUGGCUGCAGGUUCGAGACCCUGGAGCCUGAGAUGAACAACCUGGGGACUCGUAUUUCUGAUGUCAACCAGGUGGCCCAGCAGCUCCUGGGAUCAGACAACCGCAGCAAAGAGCAGAUCCACCAGACACAAGACCAGCUUAACAACAGGUUAGUAGUACCUGACAUGUCUCAGACAUGAAAAACACACAUACCAUCUGAUACACAACCAAUACACUGCAUGAAGUGAGCACUGGGAACAGGUAAUUGAGACUUCCCGUUGCUCUGGUCCCCAGGUGGAAGGAGUUCCAGCGUCUGGCGGAGCAGAGGAAACAUGCCCUGGAGUCGGCCCUCAACAUCCAGAACUACCACCUGGAGUGUAACGAGAUCCAGACCUGGAUGAGAGAGAAGACCAAGGUGAUCGAGUCCACCGAGAGCCUGGGCAACGACCUGGCUGGUGUCAUGGCCCUGCAGCGCAAACUCACCGGCAUGGAGCGAGACCUGGAGGCCAUUCAGGUAUGUCAGGGUCAAAGGUUAUGGAGGUGGACAAAGACUUAGGGUAAACCUAAUGAAACCACAGCAUCAGAUAAUUUUAAAGAGAUAAUCAGUAUUGUUGAUUCAUUAAUUGUUAAAGAGAUCAUCAAUACUUUGUAUCAUUUUAUGUCAGAUUAUGUUGGUGACACCCAGGUUUAUUUUCCAUAUCUUUUCAGGGUAAAUUGGAUGACCUGAGAAAUGAGGCUGAGAAGCUGGCUGAGGAGCACCCGGACCAGGCCGAGGAGAUCCAUGCCCACCUGGGGGGGAUCCAGGAGGUGUGGGAGGAGCUCAACGCCACCAUGAAGCGUCGUGAGGAGUCUCUGGGCGAAGCCAGCAAGCUGCAGGGAUUCCUCCGGGAUCUGGAUGACUUCCAGUCCUGGCUGUCCCGCACACAGACUGCCGUGGCCUCAGAGGACAUCCCCACCUCGCUGCCAGAGGCUGAGCGCCUGCUCACCCUGCACGAGAGCAUCAAGAACGAGUGGGACAACUACAAGGAGGACUAUGAGAAGAUGCGGGCGGUGGGUGACGAGGUGACCCAGGGCCAGACGGACGCCCAGUACAUGUUCCUGGCCCAGAGGCUGCAGGCACUGGACACCGGCUGGCAAGAUCUGCGCCGCAUGUGGGAGAACCGCCACAGCCUGCUGGCCCAAGCUUUUGACUUCCAGACCUUCCUGAGGGACGUCAAGCAGGCUGAGGGCUUCCUCAACAGCCAGGUGAGGACCAGGACACCAGGGGAGGAGAAGAAACAUACAAAUAUACUGUUUAUCUUGAUGAAGUUACCAAUGGUUCUCUCUCCCUCUCUCUCUAUAGGAGUAUGUGCUGUCCCACACUGAGAUGCCCUCAAGCCUGCAGGGAGCAGAGGAGGCCAUCAAGAAGCACGAGGACUUCCUGACCACCAUGGAGGCCAGCGAGGAGAAGAUCACGGGCGUGGUGGAGGCCGGACGCCGCCUGGUCAACGACCUCAACGCCAACUCUGACAAGAUCCAGGAGAAGGCCGACUCCAUCCAGGAAGACAUCAGAAGAAUAGGGAAGCUGCAAAUGAACUCCUGUCUAAACUGA
Molecule: messenger RNA, 18520 nt
Organism: Coregonus sp. 'balchen'
Lineage: Eukaryota; Metazoa; Chordata; Actinopteri; Salmoniformes; Salmonidae
Source: the annotation of a GenBank genome assembly